AGAGAGAGAGAGAGAGGAGAAGAGAAGGGAGGCGGCGAGGGAAGAGCAAGCGCGGGGCUGCUCCGGAGCCAGCAGAACCUCCUCGGACAGCUGCCCCAGCCGGGCCCCAGCAGCUUGCGUGGUCGGAGGAGAAGCAGCUGCCACCGCGGCCGCCAGAGCCGGGCCUCGCCCGCCCCUUGCCGCCGGCUCGCGGGUGCCAGUGCGGCCCCGGGACUCCGCUGCCCGCUCAGCGGCCGGGAUGCAGCCGGGGCAUGGCCGCCGGCCCCCCGUCAUCUGCCGCGGGGAGCGCUGAGCCCGUUGAAAUUCUGUCUGUAAGAACCUAACCUUCUUCCUGUGAUACCUGCUCUUCCCUGGCGACCCUCCUUGCCAAGGACCAUCCAGAAACAGCCCCUCUGGGGCCUCCCUGUACAGCAAAGUGACCUCACCUCCCACUACAAGUCACAGCAGCCAGAGGAAAUUCUGCCACCAUUUUCCCGGAGCUGGUGUGCAGCCCCUCCCGCUGGGAACCUGCUCCUACAGCCAUCCCUCUGCACACAGAGAGCCCAGAGUGCCUCGGGGAAAAUUGGCUGAAUAAAAGAGCGAUCAGGACGCCACGGCUCCGCCUGAAGCGAUGGCCCAGCCCUACCCCCCAGCCCAGUACCCCCCUCCGCCACAGAACGGCAUCCCUGCCGAGUACGCCCCUCCCCCACCGCACCCCACGCAGGACUACUCCGGCCAGACCCCGGUCCCCCCAGAGCAUGGCAUGACCCUGUACACACCAGCACAGACCCACCCUGAGCAGCCAGGCUCCGAGGCCAGCACACAGCCCAUCGCCGGGACCCAGACAGUGCCGCAGACAGAUGAGGCGGCACAGACGGACAGCCAGCCGCUCCAGCCCUCCGACCCUGCAGAGAAGCGGCAGCCCAAGCGGCUACACGUCUCCAACAUCCCCUUCCGGUUCAGGGACCCCGACUUGCGGCAAAUGUUCGGGCAAUUCGGAAGAAUCUUAGACGUGGAGAUCAUCUUUAAUGAGCGGGGCUCCAAGGGUUUUGGGUUUGUAACUUUUGAAACUAGCUCAGAUGCUGACCGAGCCCGGGAGAAGCUGAAUGGGACGAUCGUAGAGGGACGGAAAAUUGAGGUCAAUAAUGCCACGGCCCGAGUUAUGACCAAUAAGAAGACGGGGAACCCCUACACCAAUGGCUGGAAGCUAAAUCCAGUGGUCGGCGCCGUCUAUGGGCCUGAAUUCUAUGCAGUGACGGGGUUCCCCUACCCCACCACCGGCACAGCCGUUGCCUACCGGGGCGCACAUCUUCGGGGCCGGGGCCGGGCCGUGUAUAACACAUUUCGGGCUGCGCCGCCCCCGCCCCCCAUCCCGACUUACGGAGCGGCACUGGAGCAAACGCUUGUUAAAAUGCCAGUCCCAUGGGCGGGGCUGGCACCGUGCCCCCUCCCUCCUCAGCAGACACCGGAGCCGGCCUACCCCACCUCUCCAGCGUUCCCACCACUUUCUUGUCCGUUUGCUUCCAGGGUCGUGUAUCAGGAUGGAUUUUAUGGUGCUGAGAUUUAUGGAGGCUAUGCAGCCUACAGAUACGCUCAGCCCGCUGCAGCGGCGGCAGCCUACAGCGACAGUUACGGCAGAGUCUACGCAGCUGCUGACCCGUACCAUCACACCAUUGGGCCCGCGGCGACCUAUAGCAUUGGAACCAUGGCUAGCCUCUGCCGAGGAGGGUACAGCCGCUUCACCCCCUACUAGCAAGAGACCCAGCCCCUAACAGCAUUCACACUGACUGCCUCUCACAAACCACACCCAACAGCCCAAAACCAGGCACAGCCACCAGGAAGACAGUGCACCCCUCCCGGCCAGCGACACGCGCGGCUGGCCCUCUGCGACUCUAAAGUCCAUAGUUUUCCUCUCCAGCCAGCUGGUCUCCCCACCCCACCUGUGCUGGUGUGUGUGUCUUUGACCCUGGUUUUUCCUGUAUGUCUGAAACCGUGAUUUCCUAUUUUGUGUUUGUUGAUGUUGUACUGCCCCAGCCAUGCAGGUACGGUACGCGAACCACGGGGUCCAGGCUGGGCCAGGAGACCAGGCAGCCCCCGAGCCCGGAGGGGCAGUAGCGCCCUGUGGGGGCAAGAGCCUCGUAUCCUGGCCUGCCAGGCUGCACAGAGUGGCAGAAACGCCCGGCAGGGCCUCCCCCAGAGCCACCCAGCCAGCCCCACGCCACAGCCCUAGUGUGUGGCACCCUGACGCAGGGAGGGAGGGGCUCCAGGCGCCCAGUGUGGGUCCCCGGCUGAGGAUGCUCCUGCCAGCCUCCACCCAGCCAACCACAGGACUAGCUGUCGCUCCUCCUUGCCCCAUCGGCUGAAACUAAUAUUUUUAAUUAAAUUUUAUUGACGAUAA
Messenger RNA from Cebus imitator (Panamanian white-faced capuchin), 2377 nucleotides. RefSeq names its product RNA binding fox-1 homolog 3 (gene RBFOX3). Lineage: Eukaryota; Metazoa; Chordata; Mammalia; Primates; Cebidae. Gene Ontology annotation, molecular function: mRNA binding. The coding region runs from base 611 to 1732 and encodes 373 amino acids. The record is from RefSeq and is a predicted model, not a curated record. The transcript is spliced from 15 exons. Gene Ontology annotation, cellular component: cytoplasm; nucleus. Gene Ontology annotation, biological process: nervous system development; regulation of alternative mRNA splicing, via spliceosome.